Messenger RNA from Symbiodinium pilosum, 2800 nucleotides. Lineage: Eukaryota; Dinophyceae; Suessiales; Symbiodiniaceae. The record is from the annotation of a GenBank genome assembly.
AUGGGCUACCGCUGGGCGGCCCGCAGCAGGCCAGACGUACAGUGGCACUCCAUGAUUUCGCGUGAGGAGCUGGAAGACAUGGCCCCGCCAUUUGUAUUAUCCAACUGGGUGCCAAUGCCCAUCCAGGGUGUGGUCGAGGAUCAGUUUCUCAUCGGCUACUGGCUUGAAAAACUAGUAAAAGCUAAGCAUGAAAGCUCCGAUGGGUCUCAGUACAGGAGCUGGAGCUACCAAGCUGCCCCCCCUUGGUGCGUGGAGCAUGCCACCAUCCGCCACUUGCAUGCUAUGUCAAAGCUACCAUACCUCGGUAUAUGUUUCAACAAAGUGGCACCCUGUCGGCGGCCUCGGACCAAUUAUUGUGACCUGGAUCCUCCACGUCAUACAAAUGGCUAUGUGGAAAGUGAUCCAGCCUUCUUUGAACUGUUUGACAUGGAUUAUUUUUUGACUGGCUCGGCCUCGAAUGGAAACUUUGAUGGUCAGUUGGCAGUUCGCUUAGCCCGGUUCUUCCGGGAUGACGUGGACCGAGCAGCCCGCCGCUGUGGGCAGCGAAUUUUCCGGCAGCCUGGACGCCCAGCGCGACCGGCCCGGGUCUUGGACAUGGGAUGCGGGCGCGGCAGCUAUGUGGAGCUCUUUGAGCGAUGGGGCCUUGUUGCCAUUGGCGUGGAUGGAGACGUGGUUGUUCGCCGAACACUUCCCAAGAGCAGCCUUGUUUGGGAUCUGACAGAACCUUUGGACUUACCGGGAAUCCGUGCAAGUGAGGCUGAGGGCUUUCGGUCCCUAAUUCCGGCGGGGCUAAGCGGUGAUGGGGUGGACGGGACUAUGGAUCUUUUCCUCACUCAAAUUGAGGCCAUCGAGUCGGAGGCGGACCAGGCAGGUGCCUGCAGUUUUGAGGCACCUGAUGAUCCAACAGAGGAGGAAGAUGCAACCCUCAUUCUGAGUGUUGGCUUGAAGAUGCAAGGAACUGGCGGUCAUCACUCUGUGGCUCUCUUGCGUCACAUUUGUUGCAGCGACGUGCGCUGUGUUGGUUAUGGCAUGGGGGUGAGCGACCCACCCAUUGGCUCUGUUUGGCGCCUCGCAUCCAGCCAGGGUGAAGAUCCCUACAACGGCACGCGACCCUCCUUCUUCUACGGGCUCAGAUAUCUACGGCGCAAGUCCUGGCCCACAGCAAGAGCAUCGCCAACUUCGCCAACAUCAGACGGCUUUACAGCACGCAAACUUCUGCCCGACUCAUUUCUGCAGAGUCUUGGCCUGCUGACGGUGUCCUUUGGUUCAGCAGACUGGGUCUUGAGCCUUGAAGUGGGCCAGUUCAUUCCGCGCUCCAAAGAAGAGCCAUUCCUCAUGAACUUGGUGCGGCACGCGGAACUCGGCAUCGUGAUUCUGUGGGGAAGCGCUGGACCCAACCCUCGAUCUGCUGAAGAAGUGCAGCAGCUGUUCAAGCCUCUUGGCUUUGCAGAGGACAGGGGAGCUGCGAGGGAGCUCCGCCUCUUUGCUGGUUUGGCUUUUGGCGGGCAGAAGGAACAGCUCCUCGUCCUGCGGCGCCGUAUGGGGACUUGGGCUUCAUUGGAUCCUUGGAAUCGUCAGGAUGUGCAUAACAUGCAGGGCAGCGGAGAACCAGCUGUUCUGGUGGGACACCACGCGUACCUUGUCCAGUACCGAGGGAAGCAGGCCGUUCACUGCGCUGUUCAUGAGACCUAUGGCCUGGUCCGUCCUGGCCUUCUUUGGGUGGAUGGAGGAUGUGGAGGGAUUUUUCGUGUUUGGCGGACAAAUAACGUCAACGAGCUGCCUGGCACCUUCUGCAUCAACGCAGACCACAGGUACAAGGAGUGCAUCAUCCCGUCUUGGCUCACGGACCCCAAGAUCAAUGCCAUAGCGGUGAGCGCGGCCACCACGCCACACAGGCGCCAGAACUUGGAGGAUUCCCAGAGCAGCCCCAAGAAGGUUUCCGAGCUCGCCAAACCGGCUCAGCUGGAUUGGCAGAUGCACGCCUCGGCAGACCAACUGGUGCCGCGGCUGGCUGUCUGGCGAGGCGACCCUCGCCUGAACAUGAUUUUCUACAAAUUUGCGCGCAAGCUUGCUUCAGCGCCUUGCCAAGACAAUCGCAUUGCAGCUGUGCACUUAAAGCAGUUCGAGCUGCAUCUGGAAUGGCGCUGGCUUUGGUCAACGGAUUGGCGGCCUUUGCUGCGUCUGUCAGCCCAAAUGCGGGGCCGUCGUGUAGAGCCGGAGGUCUCUUCGCGCUUCGCUCGACUGUUCUUGAUACUUCGCUCGAUUGGCUCAAGGCUCUCUCGCAAGAAGGGCUUGCCGGUGAAGUCCAGAGUGAGUUGGAAGCUGAGCAGCCAAGCUCUUGGCCUCUUCCGCCAGGCAGAGGUCACCGCUGAGCGUGCCCUCGACCAGCAGCUCACGCUUGCUAGGGGGCUGACGUCAGAGAAGCUCAACGUGAAGGGUCGCAGGAAGGUCAGCUGGUCUGCUGCAGACUGCCUCCCACGCUGGCGCUUUCGCCGUGACCGGAAGAAGCUGAAGGGUCCACCACCACCAGAAGCCGUGCUGCGUCGCUUUGCUUUGGCACAACGAUCAGCGGCCUCCCUGCUUGCACGCAUUCCGCCAGUCCAGGCCUUGCAAAGCCAAGCUCUGCUGGAUCUUUUGCUAAUUGCUCACAGGGCAGCACUGGCCGUGAUGCGUUGGGGCGAAGCCCUUCCCUGCGCAGGGCAUCUUCCAAAGCGCUCUCAGUCUCACCACCCCGUGGCCAAGCCAGCCGGGUGUAUGAGGCCUUGGGCCAAGGAUUCUGUGGAGGCCUGGUACAUAUACC